CAAUAAUAAACUUAAUUUCGGCCCAAUAGUAAAAGGUUCUUCGAGCAAACAGAUUCGCAAAUAGAACCACCUCUUCAAUUUUGAAUUUACAGAUCCUUCUUUAGGAACCCUAGAAUCCUUCGGCGAACUAACUCUGUGUACGCGAUUUCUUUUGGAUCAAGCGACAAUGGAUCUUCCGCGAGACGUCGACGACUACAUCAAGGACACGAUCGACCACUCUCUGGGGAUCCCAAUCUCCAUAGACGCUCUCCAGAACAAACUCUCCGCGGCUCAAGAGUCUCAGCGUCGUCUUCGCGAACAGUACAUGUCUCUAGUCUCCAGGUUGAAAGAGAAAGAACAAAUGAUCGAACUCGCGAGAUCGGAAGCGAGCAUCAACGCUCAGGCCGUUAAGAAAUUCGUCGAAGAGAAUCGGAAACUGAGCGGCGAGUGCGAGGAUUUGGUGAAGCAGUGUAAGAAAUGGGAAAGAGAGUGCUUUCUUUACCAUCAAGACCGUGAAGCCUUGAUGGAUUUCGGGAACGAGUCCGACGAGAGGGCGAGAGAAAGUGAAUCUAGGGUUCGGGAAUUAGAGGAACAAGUGAGAACGAUGUCUGAUGUAAUGAAGAAGCGUAAAGUGGAAUCCGACAAGAAGUUAACGUCGUUAGAAGAAGAAGAAUGUUUGGUUGAUUCAGUUUUGUCAUCGUUUGUUAGCGAAGACGAGAUUAAGUUUGGGCGCGUGUUCCUGGAGGCGAACAUUAAAGACCGGUCUUUGUUGAGCAGAUGGGAGGAGUUGAAGCCGUCGACGCGAAAGGCUGUGUCUUUGGUUGCGAUGGUGAAGAGGAUUGAAAAGGAGAAAGAGUGCCUCAUCUUGAAUCUCGCUAAAGCCGAACAGGAAGUUGAGAUUGUGUGCGAGCAAAACAGAGAGCUAGAUGAAAAGAACCGCAAGCUGUUGAAGCAAUUUAGUAGUAGUAGCUAUCUACAGUGUUCUGCAGAGAGAAGCAAGUCCAAGAAGAGAAAGAGUCCUAAGAUGAUGAGCAGCAGCAGCCCAGGAUCUAUCAACGAUAUUUAAGGUAGUGUAGUGAAUGAUACAUUUUGCAAUGUAUUUAUUUGAACCUGAUUUGAUAUAUAACUUUGGAGAUCGCUGAAGAAUUGAAGUUAAUUGUUUAGAGAAAACAGGAAUGGAAUGUUUUGAGGGACAACCUCUGACUACUAGCAAUAUGUAUAAGAGAUGAAACUCGCUUUGGAAACACUGAACAUACAAUUUUAUAUGUUACCAAAACGUUCGUGCUCUAACACGACUAGUCAAAUGGAUUGGGAAAUGUAUUUUUUUAAUAUAUUGGCUUUUAAGUAAACAUGUCCUAGUUACAUCCACGAUCCAUAUGGUACAUUCAGAGUUUAAUGAACAACAAGAUUUUAGUAAGAAUAUGUUUCAUUCAAAUAAAUUUCUAAUCUCCUCUUCUUUUUUCAAGAACAAUCUCGUUUGCCUUCAAAAUAGUUUUUGAAAAGAAGCAUUAGAAGGAUUUGAAGUGUGGGCUUUGGUUUCUCUUUUUCACAAAAUGGCUUUUAUCUUUUUGUAUGUACACUGACCAAGCAUA
This is a messenger RNA of Brassica napus (rape), 1571 nucleotides long. RefSeq names its product RB1-inducible coiled-coil protein 1-like. The transcript has a single exon. The record is from RefSeq and is a predicted model, not a curated record. The coding region runs from base 167 to 1045 and encodes 292 amino acids. Lineage: Eukaryota; Viridiplantae; Streptophyta; Magnoliopsida; Brassicales; Brassicaceae.